Neodiprion virginianus is the source of this 2585-nucleotide messenger RNA. Its product is annotated as tenascin-like. The record is from RefSeq and is a predicted model, not a curated record. The transcript has 6 exons. NCBI's taxonomy places the organism in Eukaryota, Metazoa, Arthropoda, Insecta, Hymenoptera, Diprionidae. Bases 52 to 2304 code for a protein of 750 amino acids.
UCCAUUCGUCAGCAGCACUGGAAACUGCUUAGUGAAGUGAAGUGAGCAAAAAUGAUGACUCGAAAAAUUUUCUGCUUCACUCUAAUAUUAUAUUCCAUCGUUAUUUCUCGAGUUGAAUCUUCGCUUCUACUCGGACAAAGAGGGGCCAUAUGUCAUAAGGAAGUGCCUUACUCCGCAACUAGACAUCGUUAUUACACAGAUUUUGACUGGUCAUAUUGUGAUUUCUCCGAUUAUGACCACUAUUCCGAAUACUGCCCGAGGCGUGUAAGAAAAUUGACAGUUGAGACUUACACCGCGUACAGAACGGAGAAAGUUUGCUGUACGGGUUAUACGAAUAACAACGGUCUCUGUACGCCGAUAUGUAAUACAAAAUGCACCAAUGGUUAUUGUGCAAGUCCGGACACCUGCAAAUGCGAUCGUGGCUACGAGCUGCUGGACAAGACAUGUAUUCCGAUUUGCGAAAAGCCUUGCGUGCAUGGAAAGUGCGUUCGUCCGAAUAUCUGCAAUUGUGAUUCCGGCUAUGCAUUGAAGACAGACGGAUAUACGUGCGAGCCAAAGUGUUCCUCUGGAUGCGAAAAUGGAUGGUGUGAGAAGCCAAACAUCUGCGCGUGCCAUCUCGGCUACGACAGGACCAAUGACAACAAGUGUGUACCAGUAUGCAAAAACAAUUGCAUCAACGGACGAUGCGUGCGCCCAGAUGUCUGUGCUUGCAACAAUGGCUAUCAGCGGUCCCAGAAUGAUUCCUUCCUCUGUGAACCAAAGUGCAGUAAGACCUGCGCUUUUGGGAAAUGUACUUCACCUGAAACGUGCACCUGUGAUGAUGGCUAUGAACUAAACGCGGACGGACACACGUGUGACCCAGUAUGCUCUUCCGCUUGUGAACAUGGAUGGUGUCAAGCACCAAAUAUAUGUGGAUGUCAUCCUGGUUACGAAAGAAACGAAGAAAAUGAAUGUUUGCCAGUGUGUAGUAAGGAUUGUGUCAAUGGGUACUGCAUAAGUCCGAAUAUCUGCGCCUGCAACAGCGGUUUCGAGCUCUCGGAAACCGACACGUUUAUCUGUGAUCCGGAGUGCAGUGAGCCUUGCAUGUUUGGAACUUGCACCGCGCCUGAGAUAUGCACGUGCAAUGAAGGCUAUAAAUUAGGUUCAAAUAUUUCCACGUGUGAACCUGUAUGUCUAUCGUCUUGUGACCACGGUUGGUGUCUUGAGCCAAACGUAUGCGGAUGCGAUACUGGCUACGAGAGAAGUGAAGAUAACGAAUGCCUUCCAGUGUGCAGGCAAUCUUGCAAGAACGGGAAAUGCAUCGAGCCCGAUAUCUGCGCCUGCGACGAUGGAUUCGAAAUAUUUCAGAACGACACUUUCACCUGCGAACCUAGAUGCAGUGAGCCUUGCAAGUUUGGAGUUUGCACAGCCCCAGAAGUUUGCACCUGCCAUAAUGGUUACCGAUUGGACGCAGAUAAUUACACUUGCGAACCAGUGUGUACCGCACCUUGUGAGAACGGAUACUGUGCUCAGCCUGACGUGUGCGGGUGUAACUUUGGCUACCGGAUGUCUGACACGAAGAAAUGUGAUCCGGUCUGCGAAAGACCAUGCCUAAACGGAACGUGCGCUGGUCCCGAUAUCUGUGCCUGUGACGAAGGCUUUCAGCCAUCCCAAGACGACGACUUCACUUGUGAUCCUGUCUGCAACAACUGCGUCAACGGAACUUGCGUUGCACCGAACGAGUGUGCAUGCGAUGAUGAUUUUGUCAAUGACAGGUCGGACAUCGGAACAUGCAUCCCUAUUUGCGACCCGAAAUGCAUUCACGGUGUGUGUGUUGUUGAGGGUUGCAACUGUUCUUACGGUUGGAAAGGAGAUUCCUGUGAUCAGCCGUUGUUAUGCAUCCUUAAUGAGCCCCGUUCAGCCACUUCUACUGAGGUGAUCAGCAAUACUGACAAUGAAUUUCCUGAGUUUGGCUGGAACGAUUACGUGACUAAAAACUUUACAAUAAAAUGGAACUGGCCCGUAUGCAGCUCAGAAUGUCUUGACCAACUCAACACAACAAUCGUCAACUUUACGCAGUUUUCUGCUGACGCGAUCCAUCAUUUUAUCCCUAUUGAUACCCCGUGCAACAUCGUGACGGGACACAUAUUACUGGACUCCGCUAAAAAAAACGCAACGCUAAUAAUCACCGGAUCAGGGAUCGGGUUGUUCUUGAUUAUCAUACUUGUUGGUUACAUCGUGAUGCGAAGGAUGAAGAGGAGAAGUCAUAUAAAUGGUGAACCAUCACUACACCACUUCAAGACCUUCCAGAACAACGAAUACUAGUUAUAAUCGUUACUUUAAAGUCUUUUAUUUUUAUACAUAGGUACUUCAAAUAUCUAUCUAAAAACCGUGUAAAUGCUCAAAUUUAUUUAUAAUUAUGAAUAUGUUCAAGUUGAUAUUGUUAGUAACUUACAUUACGCAACACGCGGAGUUUUUCUUUCGAGAAGCAAAUCCAUCCCCAACCAGUUCUGUUUGUACGUUUCUUCAAAUCUUUCUCUAUAUUUUUAAACCGAUCUCGGUAAAUCCACGAAGUUGGCUUUUUCAGGUAAAAUAAAGUAAGUUUU